This is a messenger RNA of Symbiodinium sp. CCMP2456, 1127 nucleotides long. Lineage: Eukaryota; Dinophyceae; Suessiales; Symbiodiniaceae. The record is from the annotation of a GenBank genome assembly.
AUGGACGAAGAGUUGGCCCUGGAACAACAGGUGCAGGAGAAGCGCUUGGAAGCGGGCCAGGCUGCUGAAAAUGUCGUAAAGACGGCAUUGGCAAAGCAGGAGGACAAGCAGCAGCCGAAAAGGACUGUGGAUGAAGUGUCCACAGAUGUGGGCGGUUUGACCGCCACGGAGCUUGAAAGCAGCAAGAAGCCCCGCUCAGAAGCUUCCGAGGGGGAUGUGGCUGCUCGACGCGCGGAGCUGGAACGCUUGGACCGGUUGGUUGCAGAGAAGAAAGCCGAGCUUCUCCUGCAGGACUUUGAGUCCAGGGCUCGCUCAGAGACUGAGCGCAAGGCUCGCGAGGCAGAGCUGAAGGCUCGCGAGGAGGCAGAGCUGCGGAAGGAGGCAGAGCUGCAGAAGGCUCGGGAGGCUCUGGAGGCAGAGCAGGCGGCUCUCGAGGCAGAGCUGAAGGCUCGUGCGGAGGCACGGCUUAAGGCCCAGGCAGAACGUGCUGCCCGGGAGGAAGCUGCCUUCCAGGCUCAGCUUGCGGAGCAGAGGUUGCACGCCAACGCGGAGUUGGAGGUGCUUCGCAAAAAGAAGGAGGCUGUGGAGCUAAACGAGCGGCAGAGGCGAAAGGAGGAGACGCUGCGGCUGCUAGAGGAACGAAAGGCCAAGGUACGGCAGCUGAAGCUUCAGCUGCAGGGGCAAGAGCAGGCAGCUACUGGCAGCACCGACCCGUCUUCGCCAAGACCCUCCGCUUUAAAGCGCUCCAGUGCCUUCGAGGAGCGUAGUGUGAGCUUCCUUGACUCAAAGGACAGCCCCUCCGGGCCGGGGCCGGUGACACCUUUGAAAGCACUUAAGCUCGAGCCAGCUGCUACGCCGUCCCCCCGGAGCGCACCCUCAGAGGCUUCCCUCGGUUCGACCCAGAAAGGCGACAGUGGUGCCAGCACUCAGGAGGGCCGCAGCUGGGAAACUGCAACGCCGGAGGAGUGGGCAACGCUCACCCAGAACUGCAGAAGGUGCUGUCACAACUACCAGCGAGCAAGCAUGGAAAUGGUCCAGGCUUGGGAGGCUGGCGGAACCGUCCGCAAGGAGUUGUUGAAACGCUGGUGGAGCAACCCCAACGUUGCAACGGUGACCGCCGAAAUCCU